This is a messenger RNA of Vitrella brassicaformis, 502 nucleotides long. The record is from the annotation of a GenBank genome assembly. NCBI's taxonomy places the organism in Eukaryota, Vitrellaceae.
ACCAUACAUCAAGAAGAUGCUCGAGAAGUACCGAAUGCUACUAGCCAAGCCCGUCAGUCAACCAUGCCCGCAGACGCACCGACUGAGCAAGGACCAGUCUCCUCAGACACAAGAAGAGCGAGAGCGCAUGAAUCGACUGCCCUACAGAGAAGGCGUCGGUUCAGUGACGUACGAGGCGUGCGCAUUGAGGCCAGACUGUGCAUUCGCCGUCAAGGAGUGCGCCAUGCACAACAAUGACCCAGGCGAAUGGCACUGGAAGGCGCUUAUGCACCUCAUGCGCUACCUGAAGGACACAAUGGAUGCUCGCCUUGUGUACAAGCGGUCUGGCACAGAUGAGAUCAGGCUGACGUGCUACGCCGACUCAAGUCUCGGCGACAAUGAGGACGGAACGAGCACAGGUGGAUACCUGACGUUCCUCAAUGACUGUCUGGUUUCGUGGUCGUGUAAGAAGCAGACCUACAUAACGGGGAGCACGAUGGUGGCCGAGUAUGUCGCGCUGUAG